AUGGGGCUCUCUCUUGGCCCGCAGAGGAACCGUAAGAACUGCGUCUGCAGCCUCAACCUCAGCCUCUCCAAGCCUGAAGCCGAAGUCCAAAGCCUAGCUCAGUUUCUGUCAAAAACUGUCCCUCUACCGGCAAGUCCUUCAGGCCAGGCAGGGCACUACAGCCACUGCCCGGGCCCGGAGUCCUUGAGGCCGGGUCAGGCACUACAGGCACUAACCCGCACUACGCCCUUCCAGCUGCCCAGAAUCCUAGAGGGCCUCGAGCACUACACUCCUCCAGGGCUUGAGGGCCAGGUCCGCACUACACCGCACUACGAGACGCUGCUGAACGCUGAGCAAGCUGGCGAGGAAGCCGCUACCCAGUUCUUGGAGACCGCAGUGCUGGCGGCCGAAGCAGAGGGUCUGGAAGCUUCAGACGUGGCAAACCCAACCCCGGAGCUUAGCACUGGCAGCGCUGAGGCUCCUCCGCCGGAGACCACGCUGCUGGUGCAAAAGAACUGUUCCAAGUGCCAGCAGCGCUUCGCGCUGGACGACCUCUACAAAAAGAGUGUCAACCGGUACUUGUGCGGCAAUUGUAAUAAAUUGUCGACUUACCUUUGCAGGUUGGACUUGCCAGAGAACUUCCGCCAGCUCAACAGCCAGCAGCUGUGUGAGUUCUACAACAACGUCUCCAAGAUGACCACGCCGGAUGGGAAGCUGAGCCUCCAGAAGGUGUCGACUCAGGUCAAUUUGGUCUUAGAGACGUCGGUCCAAAGCAGCACGAGGUCCAGCCUCGGCUCCGACUACCUGCCCUUGUCGGUGUGGGCCUUCCAAGGAUGGGACCCGAAGCUCGUUGAGCGGGCCGGGAUCAAGAAGGAGGACCCCAAGCUGGGCACAGUCUACAAGAUGGAGAUCUUGAAAGAAACUGUGUCCGAGACGCAGUGCAUCAAAAGAAAGGAAGGCACCACCGUCAACCUUCGCGCGAAGAAGACGAAGCGAAGCCGCACGACAGGGGACGAACCAGCGGUGGAGCUGGUGUCUUCGGACGAGGAAGACAACACGUCCAAGGAGGACAAGCAGGCCAAGAAGCUGCGCAAGUUGCAAGAGAAGCAGCAGCUGAAGACCUUUCAGAAGGACACGGCCACGGCUUCCAAAGCCGUGUCCGUGCUCAGCCCUUUGCUGCUGCAAGUCAGUGACGCCGGCAAGAAAGCCAAGGCCGAGGCCCUGCUUCUGGAGGCGAAAGAGUUCCUGGCCAGCGCGGCCUUGGACAAGACGCUCUCCUUCGAGCCAGCACACGUCGUGACCGAGGCAAACCUUUUGCGCGCCGAGGCAAAGCCAACGGCCGCGCCCAAGAAGCGAGCCAAGGGCAAGGCUAAGGCCAAGGCCCAGCCUGGCUUCGACUGA
Molecule: messenger RNA, 1380 nt
Organism: Symbiodinium sp. CCMP2456
Lineage: Eukaryota; Dinophyceae; Suessiales; Symbiodiniaceae
Source: the annotation of a GenBank genome assembly